Molecule: messenger RNA, 3303 nt
Organism: Miscanthus lutarioriparius
Lineage: Eukaryota; Viridiplantae; Streptophyta; Magnoliopsida; Poales; Poaceae
Source: the annotation of a GenBank genome assembly
AUGCCGUGCUGGGCUCCGUGGGCCGCGCGAUUCGAGGUUUCCUAUCGCACGGAGGACGGGACGGAUAUACGGAUUCUUCUUCACUUCUCCCUCCUUGUUUUUUUUGGACGGAAAAAGGAAAAGGAAACGAAACUGGCCAGGCGCUACGCCACAACGCGGCCGCGGCCGAGGCCACGCCUCGCCGCGCGCCGCCUCUCCGCCGCCGCGGCUCCAUGCCCCCUCGAACCACCGCAUCCUCCCGUGCCCCUGCCUCCUGAUCCACAUGCCUCGUCACCCUUCCACCCCCUCGCAACCCACCCGCACCCGGCCAUCGCAGCGUUCCCGCACACCGGCUUCUCCCACCUCGCCAACCACCCGCUCCUCGCCCGCGCCGUCCACGCCCUCGCCAUCCGCCGCGCUCUCCCGCUCAGUGCCUUCCACCGCAACACCCUUCUCGCCUUCUAUUUCCGUCAAGGCUCCUCCCCUGCUGCAGCCCUCCACCUGUUCGAUGAGAUGCCGCACCGGACGUCUUCCUCCUGGUACACCGCCGUCUCCGGCUGCGUGCGCUGCGGCCUCGAAUCCACGGCCUUCACCCUGCUGCGGGUCAUGCGGGAGCGUGACGUCCCGCUCAGCGGCUUCGCGCUCGCCAGCCUCGUCACGGCCUGCGAGCACCGGGGCUGGCAGGAGGGCGCGGCGUGCGGCGCCGCCAUCCACGCGCUCACUCACAAGGCGGGGCUCAUGGGGAACGUCUACAUCGGGACUGCGCUCCUACACCUCUAUGGCUCCCGUGGGCUCGUCUCGAAUGCCCAGAGACUGUUCUGGGAGAUGCCUCAGCGGAACGUUGUUUCUUGGACAGCGCUCAUGGUGGCAUUGUCGUCAAACGGGUGCAUGGAAGAGGCAUUGGUAGCCUAUCGUCGGAUGAGGAAGGAAGGGGUUACGUGCAAUGCGAAUGCAUUGGCUACGGUGGUCAGCUUGUGUGGGUCACUUGAGGAUGAGGCGGCUGGGCUUCAGGUCACAGCCCAUGGCGUGGUCUCUGGCCUUCUGACCCAUGUUUCAGUGGCAAAUUCGCUUAUCACCAUGUUUGGGAACCUCAGGAGGGUGCAGGAUGCGGAGAGGCUCUUUGAUCGGACAGAGGAGCGUGACCGUAUAUCAUGGAACGCGAUGAUAUCCAUGUACUCGCAUGAAGAAGUCUACAGCAAAUGCUUUAUGGUACUUUCAGAUAUGCGUCAUGGUGGAGUGAGGCCUGAUGUGAUGACUCUGUGCAGCUUGGUAUCUGUCUGUGCCUCAUCGGAUCUUGUUGCCCUGGGAAGUGGGAUUCACUCCCUGUGUGUCACCAGUGGUCUGCAUUCUUCUGUUCCACUUAUUAAUGCCCUGGUUAAUAUGUAUUCUGCAGCUGGGAAAUUGGAUGAGGCAGAGUCUCUGUUCUGGAACAUGAGCAGACGGGAUGUAAUAUCAUGGAACACUAUGAUUUCAUCUUAUGUGCAGAGUAAUAGCUGUGUUGCAGCAUUGGAAACAUUGGAUCAGUUACUCCAAACUGAUGAAGGUCCACCAAACUACAUGACAUUUUCCAGUGCUCUAGGAGCAUGUUCAAGUCCAGAAGCCUUGAUGAAUGGCAGAACAAUUCAUGCCAUGAUAUUGCAGCGGAGUCUUCAGAACAUCCUACUGAUUGGUGAUUUGCACAGUUAUGGAAUGCCACUGCAUGCUUACAUAACACAGACUGGAUUAUUAUCAGAUGAGUACAUUACAAACUCAUUGAUCACAAUGUAUGCAACCUGUGGUGAUUUAGAAUCUAGUACUAAUAUAUUCUGCAGAAUCAACAAUAAAAGUGCCAUUUCCUGGAACGCCAUCAUAGCUGCCAAUGUACGGCAUGGCCGCGGAGAGGAAGCUUUAAAGCUCUUCAUGGAUUCACGGCAUGCUGGAAAUAAACUUGAUCGUUUUUGUCUAGCUGAAUGUUUGUCAUCCAGUGCAAGCUUGGCAUCAUUAGAAGAAGGCAUGCAGCUCCAUGGCCUUAGUGUGAAAAGCGGGCUAGAUUAUGAUAGUCACGUUGUUAAUGCUGCAGUGGAUAUGUAUGGGAAAUGUGGAAAGAUGGAUUGUAUGUUGAAAAUGCUGCCUGAUCCUGCCUGUCGGCCUACGCAAUGCUGGAACACAUUGAUAUCAGGUUAUGCAAGAUAUGGCUGUUUCAAGGAAGCUGAGGAUACGUUCAAGCACAUGGUCUCAAUGGGGCAAAAGCCAGACUAUGUGACAUUUGUUGCUCUCCUCUCAGCUUGUAGUCAUGCUGGUCUAAUAGACAAGGGCAUGCAUUACUAUAACUCUAUGGUACCUACAUUUGGUGUUUCUCCUGGAAUUAAACAUUGUGUUUGCAUAGUGGAUCUCCUUGGGCGUUUGGGACGAUUUGCAGAGGCAGAAAAAUUUAUUGAUGAAAUGCCAGUCUUGCCAAAUGACCUAAUAUGGAGGAGUUUGUUGUCAUCAAGUAGAACCCACAAAAAUCUGGAUAUUGGGAGGAAAGCGGCAAAGAAUCUCCUUGAAUUGGACCCAUUUGAUGACUCAGCUUAUGUUCUUUUGUCAAACUUAUAUGCUACAAAUGCAAGAUGGUUAGAUGUUGACAAAUUGAGAAGUCACAUGAAGAGUAUUAAGUUAAACAAAAGACCUGCCUGCAGCUGGCUUAAGUUGAAGAAUGAGGUGAGCACCUUUGGUAUAGGUGACCGGAGUCAUAUGUGCGCAGAACAGAUCUAUGCUAAGUUGGAUGAAAUCUUGCUAAAGCUCAGAGAAGUAGGUUAUGUCGCUGAUACCUCAUCUGCACUACAUGAUACGGAUGAAGAGCAAAAAGAGCAGAACCUUUGGAACCACAGCGAGAAGCUUGCAUUGGCAUAUGGGCUUCUUGUUGUGCCAGAAGGAUCUACAAUAAGGAUAUUCAAGAAUCUCAGGGUCUGUGCAGACUGCCAUUUGGUAUUUAAGCUGCCAACCAAGGUGACCUCUCGAACGUCGUCCGGGCCUCACCGCCAUCAACUGCCAGCCACUCCUGCCCCAACCGUCUGCGCCCAUGGGUCAUGGACUCAUGGUGCCCCCAUCAUCUGUCAGAAACAUCCUGAGGCAAAGGGUCUACCAAUUCCUAACGCUAAACCCAUAUCCGGUCCUCAGCCACAGCUGUGCGCUUCCAGCUUCGUCCAGAGGGAAGAUGAGGAAGAGCCAAAUGCCGAAGGUGGUGUUCAUCCCCGCGCUGAUGGCCACACCGGUGGUGGGCGAGCGGCCGAGCAGGAGCGGCGAGGUGGUGGUGCCCUCGGACAGGCGGAGGGCAUGCUCGUCAUCACAUACACGGCUACAUGA